Protopterus annectens (West African lungfish) is the source of this 3767-nucleotide messenger RNA. RefSeq names its product mannosidase alpha class 2B member 2 (gene MAN2B2). Lineage: Eukaryota; Metazoa; Chordata; Ceratodontiformes; Protopteridae. The transcript is spliced from 19 exons. Bases 92 to 3097 code for a protein of 1001 amino acids. Gene Ontology annotation, cellular component: lysosome. Gene Ontology annotation, biological process: mannose metabolic process. The record is from RefSeq and is a predicted model, not a curated record. Gene Ontology annotation, molecular function: carbohydrate binding; alpha-mannosidase activity.
CCUUAUUUUUAAGGCGGAAUAAGGAAGUACUUUGUGGUGGAAUCACGUGAAAUGAACUGAGCAUGUAAAUAUUAGAAGCGCUCAAGUUAAAAUGGAAACGUUGAAUUUUUUAUUUUUAUGUUUUAGUUUUUUAUUUGUGUCUUCUUACGGCGAUGACUUGAUUCGUGCAUCUGUAGUUCCUCAUAGCCACAUGGACGUUGGCUGGGUUUACACUGUGCAGGAAAGCAUGCAUGCCUAUGCUGCAAAUGUUUAUACUACAGUUGUAGAAGAACUAAUAGCAGAACCACGUCGCAGGUUUAUUGCAGUGGAGCAGGAGUUCUUCCGACUCUGGUGGGAUACUGUUGCUACAAAUAAACAAAAGAAACAGGUUCAGUAUUUGGUGAAAGAAAAGCGUCUGGAAUUCAUAAUUGGUGGCCAGGUGAUGCACGAUGAGGCAGUGACAGAGCUGAACGAUCAGAUUUUACAGUUAACAGAGGGACAUGGGUUCCUGUAUGAAACCUUUGGUGUGAGACCUCAGUUUUCUUGGCAUGUUGACCCUUUUGGAGCAUCAGCUACUACACCCACAGUGUUUGCCUUAGCUGGAUUUAAUGCACAUAUUAUUUCUCGCAUUGAUUAUGACCUCAAAGAAGACAUGCAGAAAAAUAAGAUGCUCCAGUUUGUAUGGAGAGGAUCACCUUCCUUGUCCGAGCAACAGGAAAUUUUUACUUACGUUUUGGACCAGUACAGCUACUGUACACCUUCUUAUCUACCUUUUUCUGACAGGUCUGGAUUUUACUGGAAUGGCAUUGCAGUUUUUCCAGAUCCCCCAAAGGAUGGGUGCUAUCCCAACAUGAGUCUUCCAGUCUCCAGUGAAACGGUUAAACAUUAUGCAGAAACUAUGGUUGCAAAUAUCAAACAAAGAGCAUCUUGGUUUAAGUCCAGUCAUGUCCUAUGGCCAUGGGGUUGUGAUAAACAGUUCUUUAAUGCAUCCGUUCAGUUUGAGAACAUGGAUCCACUGAUAGAUUACAUCAACAAGUUUUCUGACUUUUUUGGAGUCACAGUGCAGUAUGCAACACUAAGUGACUAUUUCCAGGAUCUUUAUCACCAAAAUCUCCACUGGGAUGUCAGGAAUGAUCAAGAUUUUCUGCCGUACUCCUCAGAUCCCUUUCAAGCAUGGACUGGGUUUUAUACUUCACGGAGUGUUUUGAAAGGAAUAGCCAGGAGGGCUAGCUCACUCCUACAUGCAGGAGAAUCAUUGUUUACAUGGUUUGUUAUAAAGUAUCCUUCAGGCGCCCCAUACAGGGCAUGGGGUCUUCAACAGCUUCGCCAGCUUAGGUGGGCUUUGUCAGAGGUACAACAUCAUGAUGGAAUAACCGGUACAGAGUCCCCAAAAGUGAGUGAUAUGUACAUUUCCCAUCUGCAAGAAGGGAUAUAUGCUGUAAAGAAAUUAAUGGCCAUGCUUUUCCUCCACAUGAAUGAUUACAGGAAGACUUUACAGCAAGAUUCUUCUGAAAGUAAUGUACGGCACAUGGUUGUGUACAAUCCAUUAGCUUGGAAUAUUACCACCUUCAUUAAUAUCACCUGGCCAGAUUCUUCUAUCCUUAUUUAUGAUGAUGAUGGAAAUCUCGUACCUGUUCAGGUCCAAAAAGAAUCCAAUUCUUCUUCUAGCUACAUUGCAUAUGUGCUUGUAUCUCUGAAAGGUCUGAGCUAUGCAACAUAUACUAUCAAAUCAGGGAAUACUACAGUUCACAACACAUCCACCUGCAUUGGAAACGUUGUCGGCUUUGAGAGACAGAUGUUAAAGAAGGGGAAGAAUCGUGGAAAGAAGCUGCUUCCUGUGAUGAAUAGCUGCUACACAUUGAUGUUUGAUCAAGAUACUAACUUACUGCACAGUAUUAUGGACCGGCAAGCCAAUCGAACAAUGAAAGUAUCUCAGCAGUUUCUGGAGUAUCAUGUGAAUGGUGAUGUGAAGCAGGGCCCCAUUUCUGAUAACUACCUUUUCACUACAAAUGGAUCAGCCAGCCCUGUGUCAGAGUCUGUGGGAAUGGAGAUCGUUGCUGGCAAACUGAUUACUGAAGUCAGACAAUAUUUUUACAGUGAUCAGAAAGCCAAAGACUACCAGUAUGUACUAUAUACCAGGAUCUACAAUGUACCAGAAGGAUAUGAUGCAGAGCUGCUGUGCCACAGGAUAGAGCAGGAGUAUGUGGUCGGGCCUUUGGACCUGAACAGAGAGUCUAUUAUUAGGACCAGUACAGAUUUAGCAACUAACAAGACCAUCUUUACUGACAACAAUGGAUAUCAGUUACAGAAAAGGAUAUACAAAACAUUUGUGAAUAAUACUGUGGCUAGGAAUUACUAUCCUAUGGUCCGGAUGGCUUACAUCGAAGAUGAGCAGUCGAGACUAGUGCUGUUAGCAGAUCGUUCCCAUGGUGUCUCAAGCCAAGACAAUGGGCAAGUAGAGGUGAUGCUUCACAGAAGAUUGUGGAACAACCAGGAAUGGGACUUGGGUUACAAUCUUACUUUGAAUGACACAUCAGUGGUUACACCAGUUCUCUGGCUAAUGCUUGGAUCAAAGUCAGUUUUGAAAGCUCUCUAUCAAAAAUAUGGACUUGCUCUGGAACACAGACCUGUAGUGAUGAUAGGAUCAUUAACGGGAAAUAAAAUGAAAUCACAGCAGAACUACAUCGCAGAUGAUGGUGUGACGCUUCCAGCCAAUCUUCAUCUGCAAACUCUAAGCAUACCUGGGUGGAAUUAUAACAGCAAUCACAGUCAGCAUUUGGAAGAUAUACAGAAAGGUAAAGUGCAUCAAGCAGAUCCCGACUUCCAUCGAGUGCUUCUGAGGAUUACACACUUAUAUGAAGCUGGAGAAGAUCCUGUUCUCUCUCAGGCAGUGCGAGUGAAUCUCAAGAGUUUGUUGCUAAGAUUUGGCACUUUGACUGCUGUAGAGGAACGCUCCAUAACAGGUAUCUGGGACAGUAACAGUUUAAUUCGAUGGACAUGGAGAACCAAUCAAGCGAAACAUAAAGAAUCUAGACAGCAUGCUGAAAUGGAAGAUUUUAUUGUGACAAUCAAGCCAAAAGAAAUACGGACUUUCUUUGCAUAUUUUGAUAUGCAGUGACAACCUACAGUCUUAUAAGGAAAACACCAAACAUAUUGCUUGGAUUCAGUUGUAAUGAUAUACCCGCAAUUUCAUUUUUCAGAUAUCUUUUUUUUCAUGUGUAAGACAGUACUGGGUUUACUUUUAUCUUUCAAUGUCAUAUGUAUUGUCUGCUGCCACUAUUCUGUGUGUACAAAAAGUAAUAGUGCUUAAGAUUUAGUAUUUAGAGCACUGAUGUUGCACUUAACAUCGACAAUGCACAGCAGAUUGAUUACUGACCUCUGGUCUGUCCUGAAAGGAUAAAAGUAAGCAAUGAGUGUUUUCCUGUCAUGACAUGUGGAAUAAAACAAGCAAGGUUAACUCACCAGUAAAACAGUUUCCCAUUCAAGCAUGCAGAUCUGUAAUUCAUUUCUGGUAUUGUUUUCCAUAGGCAUUUUUGAUCCACAGUGCAACCAUUUUGCCAAGAGCAGUGUUUGUGUGAAUAAAGAAAAAUGAUAUUUGCAGUCUGUCCCUUCAACUUGGAAUUGAGAAAACUACAAUCAUAAUUUUUAAGUCUAAUCUGUAUAAUUAAAAACUCAAUUGCAAAUGUCAUUGUUCAACUGCAUUUAUUUUCUUGCAUUUUUAGCUAUGAAAAAUGACAUGCUGAUAAAGCCUUAUUUUUUUUAAUUCACAGUAAACAAAGUUUACUCAU